CCCUGGCGAAUGCGCGAGCAUCGCCACGCGCCGCUGUCACCGCCAUGUAGCCCCGGCCCGAUCGAUCUGUUUGCGCUCGCUCAGUCAGUCAUGGAUCCGUGGCGUGAGUCUCAGGCUCGCGAGGUGGGUGCUGUCGAGUCCCAGCUUCUCUUGGCGGAGUCCCUCUCGGUGGUGCUAGAUCCAAGGAUCCGCCUUUGAUCCAGGGGUAGCAGCAGGAUCUAGGUCCAGGUCAAUCACAGGAUCAGGAUCUAGAUCCAGGUCAAUGAGCAGGAUCUAGAUCCAGGUCAAUGAGCAGGAUCUUGAUCAGGGGUAGCAGCAGGAUCUAGAUCCAGUUCAAUGAACAGGAUCUUGCUCAGGGGUAGCAGCAGAUCUAGAUCCUCGUUUUUGCAGACAUGGUGGAGCUUUUGGAUAAUGCCAUUGUCAAGGAACUGUGCCACUUUCAUCGAGAUCGACAAAGUCACCAAUUUUCGCGACAGAAGCCCAGGUCUUCUUCUCUCCCAACUCUAUCAGCCAGUUUCGAGGAGGAGGAGGAGGAGAUGAUCCAGCCGCUUUCAAAUUCCACAAGGUUUGCACCACAGGACACGCUCCAGCGUCACUGGGACGUGAGCGGUGCUUUCAGGCCGAUCAGGGAUGGUCUAGGGAUUCCCACGGGCUUCUUCCUGACGAGGAGGAGGAGCCCGGAUGAUCUCGCCCCAUGAUCCGUGGAGUAGCAUCGACUGGCUCUGGCACGACCCCAGUAUCACCGAGAGUGUGAUGACGAGCGUGAAGAGGAGGAUGCCGAUGGUAAAGGUGGAUAAAAAUAUAUAGGCAAGAGACGUUGGAGUAUAAAAGGGCAUUUUGUUCCAGGAGCGACUGAGCUGGGAGCGCCAAAGCCCUAGGCAAUGGGGAAGGGUGCUAUCGGAAGAGGAAGAGCGCUAUCGGAAGAGCGCUAUUGGAAGCCGGAGAUGGAAAUGGAGCUGGAGCGUGCAAUCCAGGUGAAAAUGGAGCAGCAGCAGAAGGUAGAGGAGCCGGAGCUCACCCUUGUGGAGGAGCAGGAGCCGAAGGUAACCCUUGUGGAGGAGCAAGAGCUCACCGUUGAGAAGCCCAAACGCAUCCUGGAGGAGUUGGAGGAGACUGUAGAAAAACCGGAGUGCGUCCACAAAAUCGAUGAGCUGCAGGUAAAGGAGUUGGAGGAGUUUGAGGAGCAGCAGAAGCUCCAACUCCAGCUCAAGUACUUGAAAAGUCUAGUGGACGUUUUGGAUGACAUGUGUGUGCUAUUCUACAAUGCUGAAAACUCCUCAGAGGAGCUACAAACUAUCAAGGCAUGCGUUGAGACAACAUCACAAGGUAUCUGGGCGUUAAUGAAGCAUGAGAUGAAGGACAGUGAGAAGAUGGCUCAAACAGCUGACAGGAUUAUCAACGGUUAUAAAGAAACCAAAGACAAGAAAAUCCUUCUGGAGGAAAUCCUGGCCCAAAUGCAAAGGCAACUAAAAAACUUGGAGGCGUCAAAGCUGCAGACAGUGGACCCAAGGCAUACAACCUCUCAGCUGCGUCUGAAGGAAGCCAUUGAGAGAUUGACUACAAGAAAUGGAAUUCUUUCAAAUGUAAAGCACGUGAAGCAGCUUCAAGACGAAUACUACGCAAUUACUAGAGAGCUGCGGGGGUUUUAUGCGUCUUGUCGUGCUGCUAAGAAAAAACGCACUCUUUAGGCGCACUGGAUCUCCAGCCGGGUUUCAGAACAAAAGAAAAUUGGCCAUCGCCUUAGUUGGCUGCUGAGCUUUCGAAGUUUCAUUCUCAGGCAAAGAAACCGACAGAAGCGACGAGGGGAAGCAGUUCAGCACGCAUGCCGUGCUUGAAGUUUCUCUUCAACAUCAUAGCAAGCUUAUAAGAUUACAUUCGACUGUAAGUUUUCCUCGUUUUGCUUUAUUUCUUUUACUUGUUAAGGUUACUGUC
This is a messenger RNA of Selaginella moellendorffii, 1932 nucleotides long. RefSeq lists its product as uncharacterized. The record is from RefSeq and is a predicted model, not a curated record. NCBI's taxonomy places the organism in Eukaryota, Viridiplantae, Streptophyta, Lycopodiopsida, Selaginellales, Selaginellaceae. The coding region runs from base 882 to 1688 and encodes 268 amino acids. The transcript is spliced from 11 exons.